AUGAAAUGGGUUACAGAAUGGGUGCUCGCCAAUACCCUACCUAAGCCAUUACGAAAUCACAUGGCGCUGUCACUCUCCUCUCUGGUAACAAGUCCGAGAGAAGUGCUUGAACCUGGGAUUCCGCUGGAUCCAAAAGUGUGGGAGAGUCUGGAGUAUGUAGCGAGUCGGGCGUUGAAUUGGGGGCUCGUGGGUGUACCGAUUUUACGGCGGACGCCGUAUGAAGGCCGGAACGAGAAGUAUCUGCAUCUGUCCAUGAAUUAUUCAAGAGCAAUUAUGGCGAGCCCGAUUAUUUCGUUCGUUCAGGAUUUUCUCAAGCCAGUAUUUGGACCCUUGAUUGCUCGUAAGGGAAUCAAGGGCUGUGAAACUUGCAUCGAUGUGCUGGUCCCAUUAUUCAAGGGGAGGAUUGAAAAGUAUCGUAGUAGCUUGGAUGCUCCUGCAAGCUUCCCUUCUCUUUUUACCCUCACGAGAGACCUCAUUAUGAUUCAAGGAUGUUCAAACCCUCCCAAUGCCGCAUAUAUGGAUCCCCAACAACUCGCCCGCAGUAUCGAAGUCCUAAACUUCAAUGCCGUCCCUCCAGCAGGUAUCAGUGUGUCCAACCGUUAG
Molecule: messenger RNA, 603 nt
Organism: Lindgomyces ingoldianus
Lineage: Eukaryota; Fungi; Ascomycota; Dothideomycetes; Pleosporales; Lindgomycetaceae
Exons: 3
Coding region: 1-603 (200 amino acids)
Source: RefSeq, a predicted model, not a curated record